Molecule: messenger RNA, 552 nt
Organism: Lactuca saligna
Lineage: Eukaryota; Viridiplantae; Streptophyta; Magnoliopsida; Asterales; Asteraceae
Source: the annotation of a GenBank genome assembly
AUGAGAUCUUUUCUCGUAGACUGUUCACCACUUCCAUCUCUUUCGAUAAACCCUUACUUGCUUUUGUAUCCUCAAACCUCAAACAUGGAUCCCAUAUUCAUCCAAGUAGAUGUGCAUUUCCAUGGAAUCUUUGCAACAUACCCCAUAAGCUACACUAGGGGGAUUAAUCAGAGGUUGUUGGACAUCGAUUUCACAGGCAUGGACAAGAAUGGGUGUUAUGAGUUUAUCGAAAGGUUCACUGGAGAAAAGUAUGAGAAGCUCUAUUACUGUAACAUACAAGAAUGGUUGGAAGAACACAAAGAAGAGUUUGUUGAUAACAUAGUGGAAGAAGUGAUUGAUGGUGUAGGACUAAUUAAAGAAAUUGAGACAUGUCACUUGGAUGAGGAUGAGGAUGACCAUGGGGCUGAGGAUGUGGAUGUUGAUGAUGAUGAGGAUGGCCAUAGCAACCUUGAGUUUUUCAAAAAGGAUAAUGGCCCUGAUGUCGACAUGGGUGAAAAGGAAACUUUGGUUGACCCUUUGGAAGAAGCCAAGGAUGACAAUGAAAAUGUUUAA